Callorhinus ursinus (northern fur seal) is the source of this 8881-nucleotide messenger RNA. The record is from RefSeq and is a predicted model, not a curated record. Lineage: Eukaryota; Metazoa; Chordata; Mammalia; Carnivora; Otariidae.
CUCCGGGGCCCGCGCGCCGAGGCCAGUAGUUCCGUGUGGCACUGUUUGUGGCGAGGCAAGGGAAGAAGGAGAGAAGAAAACUGCACAGGAUCUGUGGAGUUUUCCAGAUUUCCCCCGCCUGUCUGAGCACCUUGGUGAAGGAAAUGAUGGACUUUUGGGAGAAACCUUAGAAUCCUACAGGUCUUCCCAUAGGCCUACAGUAGGGCUGGAAGCCAGGGAAAGGGGGAGACUGGCCUGGAACCAUGAAGGUUGGUGUGAAGAUCGGCCUGCAGGUCUGCUGUAGGGCUUGAGAUUACUGGAAGCAAAGAAACAAGGAGGAAAUUGCCCCUGAUCAGUAUAGCCUGGUCCACAGAUCUCAUGAGUUAAUAGAUCUACUUUAGGGUAUAUCACCAAUCAAGAGAAGGAAAGAGGAGGGAACUGCCUUGAUCAUUACAGGUCCACCUCCAGUGGCAGCUGUAGUGGCCUUUAAGUGGCUGAAGACCAGCGCCCUCACAGGCCUACACCCAGACCUACUACCCUCUUUCCCCAUCCUGAUUGAGCCCCCUGUACCUUGUUCGUGCCUUCAGUAGGGCUGAUUACAUGGGUCGAGUUCAGGAAGUGGGCUGGGUGACUGCAGGACUGGUGGUUUGGGCUGGUACCUGCUACUACCUUUACAGAUUAACCAAGGGAAGAGCGCAGAGUGUGAGGACACUUGCCAAAAAUGGGUCCAGAGUCAAGAUGGGGACUGUGGUUGGGGUACAGAACCAGACCUUGGCCACGGCUGAAGCCAUGGCUGGGACAGAGACUGAGACUAGACCCAAGGCCACAUCUGGAGCAGAAGCUGAAGCAGGAGGUAGGGCUGGGGCUGAAGUAGAGAUUACCACCACUGCUAAAGCCAGACCCAAAGCCAGCUCUCAGGCCAUGACAAUGGCUGAGGCGGAGGCAGCGAUACAAUCUGAGGCCAAAACAGUGGCCAGAACAGUGGGCACGACAGAAGCAGUGACUGUGACCGAGGCCCAGGUCAAAGCCGGGGAAGUGGCUAUGAAAGAGGCUGUGACCCAAACUGACUCUGAGGCUGGGAGAGUAGUCAAGAAAGAAGCUGUGACCCAGACCAAGGUUAAAAUUUGGGCGCUGGCUGCCAGGGCAGAGACCAAGAAAGAAGUAAUGACCCAGACCAAAGUGGAAGCUCGUAUACUGGCUGAAAAAGAGAUGAAAAGAAUAAUGGUGACACAGAGUGAGGCCUUAGGAGUGAUCAGGGAAGUGGCCAAGAUCAGUGCCAUAAGUAAGACCGGAACCGUGGCUGAGACCAAGGCAAGAGCCCUGGAAGAGAUUGUGAGUGUGGCCAAGACUCAGUCUGAGGCCAGGCCUGGUAACACAGUUGAUGCUAAGGGAAAUCCUAAUACCGUGUCCAGGGCAGAAGUUGGAGUGGACAUGAGGUCUUGUGUACCAUCUCAGGCUGUGACCAAGAUCCAGGUUGACACCAUGCCUGGUGCUGGGGUUGAGGUCAAGGGGAAUCACAAAACCAUGUCUCGGGCAGAGUCUAGGGCAGACAUGAGGGCUCCUGCCCAGCCUCAGAUUAUAGCCAAGACCCAGGCUGAGGCUAUGCUUGGGGCAAAGGUUGAUGCUGGGGGUAAUACAAAUGCCAUGUGUAAGGCAGGGACAGGGGCAGAUAUGAGAGUUUCUACACAGCCUCAGACUGUGGCCAAGAAACAGGCCGAGACAAUGUUUGGUGCUGGGGUUGAUGACAGGGGAAAUGCUGACGUUACAUCUAAGGCAGUGGCUGGAGCUGACGUGAAGGUUGCUGCUCAACUUCAAGCUGCAGCCAGUGCUCAGGCUGAGGCUAUGCUUGAUGUCAAGGUUAAAGGAAGAGGCAAUUCCAAUGCUAUGUCUAAAACAGGGGCCAGGGCAAACUUGAGGGCCAAUUCCCAGGCUGAGGCCUUGCCUGAUGCCAGGGUUAAGACCAGAGACAAUCCCAAUGCCAUGUCUAAGAUGGGGGCUGGGACAGAUAUGGAGCUCUAUAUGCAGCCUCAGCUUGUGGCCAAUGUCCAGGUUGAUGCCUUGCCUGAUGGUAGGAUGAAGGCUAAAGGCAAUGCCAACACCAUAUCUAAGGAAGGGGCUGGGACAGACACAAAGGCACAGUCUCAGGCUUCCACCAAGAGCCAGGUUGAGACCUUACCUGGUACUAGAGGUAAGACUAGGGGAAAAGGCAAAAGUAAGCAUAAAGCAGGGGUCGGGAUAGAAAUGAAAACCUGUGCGCAGCCUCAGGUUGGGGCCAAGACCCACGAUGAUGCUUUACCUGAUUCCAGGGUUGAUGGCAGGGGUGAUCCUAAUGCCAUUUUUAGGUCAGGGGCUAAGGCGGAACUGAGGGCCUGUGGUCAGCCCCAGACUGAGGCCAGUUCCCAGGGUGAGGCUUUGCCUGGUACUAAGAAUAAGGUCAGAGGCAAUCCCAUUGCUGUGUCUAAGGCAGGGACUGGGCCAGAUAUACUGGGCUCUGCCCAGCUCCAGGCUGUGGCCAAUUCCCAGGGUGAAGCCUUGUCUGGUAAUAAGAGCAAGGUCAGGGGCAAUCCCAAUGCUGUGUCUAAGGCAGGGACUGGGCCAGAUACUAUGUGUUCUGCCCAGGGUGAAACAGAUACAACAGGCUCUGCCCAGCCCCAGGCUGUGGCCAGUUCCCAGGGUGAAGCCUUGCCUGGUACUAAGAACAGGGUCAGGGGCAAUUCCAAUGCUGUGUCUAAGACAGGGACUGGGCCAAGUACAAUAGGCUCUGCUCAGCCUGAAGCUGUGUCUAAUUCCCAAGGUGAAACCUUGCCUGGUACUAAGAAUAAGGUCAGAGGCAAGUCCAAUGCCAUGUCUAAGACAGGGGAUGGGCCAGAUACAUUGGGCUCUGCCCAGCUCCAGGCUGUGGCCAAUGCCCAGGGUGAAGUUUUGCCUGGGACUAAGAAGAAGAUCAGGGGUAAUCCCAGUGCUGUGUCUAAGGCAGAGGCCAGAGCAGAUACAAUGGGCUCUGCCCAGCCUCAAACAGACACAACAGGCUCUGCCCAGCCCCUGGCUGUGGCCAAUUCCCAAGGUGAAACCUUGCCUAGUAUCAAGAAUAAGUUUAGGGGCAAGUCCAAUGCUAUGUCUAAGACAGGGGCUGGGCUAGAUACAGUGGGCUCUGCCCAGCCCCAGGCUGUGGCCAAUUCCCAGGGUGAAGUCUUGUCUGGUACUAAGAACAAGGUCAGGGGCAAUCCCAGUGCCGUGUCUGAGGCAGAGGCCUGGGCAGAUGCAAUGGGCUCUGCCCAACCUCAAACAGAUACAGCAGGCUCUGCCCAGGCCCUGGCUGUGGCCAAUUCCCAGGGUGAAGCCUUGCCUAGUAUCAAGAAUAAGGUUGGGGGCAAGUCCAGUGCUGUGUCUAAGAUAGGGGCUGGGCUAGAUACAGUGAACUCUGCCCAGCCUCAGGUUGUGGCCAGUUCCCGAGGGGAAGUCUUGCCUGGGACUAAGAACAAGGUCAGGGGAAAUUCCAAUGCUGUGUCUAAGACAGGAACUGGGCCAGAUACCGUGGGCUCUGCCCAGCUCCAGGCUGUGGCUAAUUCCCAGGGUGAGGCCUUGCCUGGUGUCAAGAAAAAGGUCAAGGGCAACCCCAGUGCUUUGUCUAAAGCAGGGACUGGGCCAGUUACAGUGGGCUCUGCCCAGCUCCAGGCUGUGGCCAAUUCCCAGUGUGAAGCCUUGCCUGGUGUGAAAAAUAAGGUCAGCAGCAAUCCCAAUGCUGUGUCUAAGGUAGAGGCCAGAGCAGAUAUAACAAGCUUUGCCCAGCUUCAGGCUGAGUCUAAGUCCCAGGGUGAAGCCUUGCCUGGUGCCAGGAGUAAGGUCCGAUGUAAUCUUAGUGCUGUGUCUAAAGCAGACACUGGGCCAGACACAAUGCGCUCUACCCAGCCGCAAACUGUGACCAAUUCCCAGGGUGAAGCCUUGCCUAGUGUCAAGAAUAAGGUCAGGGGCAAUCCCAAUGCUGUGUGUAAGAUAGAGGCCAGGGCAGGUGCAGUGGGCUCUGCCCAGCCUCGAGCAGAUAAAACAGGCUCUGCCCAGCUCCAAGCUGUGACCAAUUCCCAGGGUGAAGCCUUGUCUGGUACUAAGAGUAAGGUCAGAAGCAAUUCCAAUGCUGUAUCUGAGGCAGAGGCCAGGGCAGAUAUAACAGGCUCUGCCUGGCCUCAGGCAGUGGCCACUUCCCAGGGUAAAGUUUUGCCUGGUACUAAGAAUGUCAGGGGCAAUCCCAAUGCUGUGUCAAAGGCAGAGUUUGGGGCAGAUACAAUGGGCUCUGCCCAGCCUCAAACAGAAACAACAGGCUCUGCCCAACUGCUGGCUGUGGCCAGUUCCCAGGGUGAAGUCUUAGCUGGUACUAAGAAUAAGGUCCGGGGCAAUCUCAGUGCUGUGUCUAAAGCAGGGAUUGGGCCAGAUUCGGUGGGUUCUGCCCAGCCCCAGGCUAUAGUCAAUUCCCAGGGUGAAGCCUUGCCUAGUGUCAAGAAUAAGGUCAGAGGCAAUCCCAAUGCUGUGUCUAAGGUAGAGGCCAGAGCAGAUACAGCAAGUUUUGCCCAACCUCAGGCUGUGUCUUAUUCCCAAGGUGAGACCCUGUCUGGUGCCAGGAGUAAGGUCCAGGGCAAUCCCACUGCUAUGUCUAAGGCAGGCACUGGGCCAGAUAUAAUGUGUUCAGCUCAGCCUCAAACAGAUAUAACAGGCACUGCCCAGCCCCAAGCCAUGUCUAAUUCCCAAAGUGAAAUCUUGCUUGGUGCCAGAAAUAAGGUCAGGGACAAUCUCGAUGUGGUAUUUAAGGCAGGGGCUGGGCAAGAUAAAAUAGGCUCUCUUUCACCAAAGGCCGUGGCCAUUUCUCAGGGCGAGGCCCUCCUUGGUGCCAGAAGUAAGGUCAGGGGAAAUACCAAUGCUGAGUCUAAGGUAGAGGUUGGGGCACAUAUGAUGGGUUCUGGUCAGCCUCAGUCUGCAGCCCAUUCCCAGAGUAAGAUCUUGUCUGGGACAAAGGACAAGGCUAUACCCAAGCCUGAGGCAGAUGAGGGCUAUGCAAAGCCCAAGGCUGAGGCCACACCCACUGUUGAGAGUGGGGGUGGGACAGGCACUCAGGCCUGCAGAAAGACUCGGCCUAGGGUCCAUGACUACUACUGGAAUGGGAUUGGUAUUCAGGAUUGGAUUGCUUCUGAGCGAUGGAUCAAAUUUAGGUUUCAGGCCAGGGAUGGAUACUGGGAGAAUAGCAUGUCCUGGGCUGAUGAUGAGAAUGAAGCCAGUAUUGAGUCCUGGAGUGGGGCUAGUGAUAAGUCUGAUAUUAGAUCCUGGGCUGGGGCUAAGGCUGAGAAUGAAGUUGGUUUUCCAUCCUGGGCUACAGCCGGGGACCAGGCCUGUGGGGGGCUCUGGGUUGGGAGUCAGGCCAGUGGGGGUUCUUUGUCAGAGGCCGGGGACAUGGCCAUUGGAGCAUCUGGAAUUGGGGCUGAGAACCAGACCAGUGGGGUGUCUUGGGCUAGCACUGGGAACCAGGCUACUGGGGAGCCCUGGGCUGGAGGUCAGGCCAGUGGCGUGUCCUGGGCUGGGGAAGAUGCCAUUGGAGGGUCCUGGAUGGGAGCUGAGGAACAAGACAGUGGAAGGUCCCGGGAUGGGGCUGGGAUUCAGGCUAAUGGAGGGUCCUGGGCUGAAGCUGGAGCUGGGAAUGUGGCUAGUAUUGGGCACUGGCCUGGGGAUAUGGACCAGGCUAGUGGAGGGUACUGGGUUGGGACUGGUGACCUGUCUGGUGGAUCCAAGCCUAGAUUUGAGGAUCAGGCCAGUGAAGAUAUGUCCUGGGCUGACACAGCCGACCAAGCCAGUGGAGGGUCCAGGCUGAGGUCUGUGGACCAGUCUGGUGGUGAAUCCUGGGCUAGGGCUGGGGAACGGGCCAACAAAGGUUCUAGGCCAAGGUUUGUGGACCAGUCCAGUGUUGGGUCCUGGGCUAAUACUGGGAAUCAGGCCAGUGGAGGAUUCUUGGUUGGGACUAUGGACCGGGCCAGUGGGAGGUCCUGGUCUGGGACUGGUGAUCAGUCUGGUGAGUCCAAGCCUGGAUUUGAGGAUUUGGCAAAUGUAGAAGUGUCUUUGGCUAGGGUUGGUGGCCAGGCUGGUAGAGGGCCUAGGUUGGGGCCUGAGGACCAGUCCAGUGGAAGGUCCUGGGCUGACUCUGGGGACCAAGCCAGUGGAGGGUUCUUGGUUGGGGCUGUGGACCAGGCCAAUGGAGGGACCUGGGCUGUACCUGGGGAUCAGGCUGGUGGUGGGACAAAGCCUAGAUCUGAAGAGCAGGCAAGUGGAAGAGGGUCUUGGGCUGAUAAUGGGGGCCAGGCUGGUGGAGGGUCUAGGCUGGGUCCCAAGGACCAGUCCAUUGGAGAUUCCUGGGCUGGCACUGGAGACCAGUCCAGUGAAGAACGUAGGCCAGGGCCUGAGGAUCAGUCCAAUGGAUGGUUCUGUGCUUGCAGUGGGAGUCAGGCUAAUGCAAGUGGGUCCUGGGGUGGGGCUGGUGGCCAGGUUAUAGGAGGAUCUAGACUAGGACCCACGAUCCCAUCCAGUGGUGGGUCCUGGGCUGAUGCUGGAAGUCAAGUCAGUGGAAGGUCUUGGGCUGGGACUGGAGAUCAGGCUAGUAGCUGUCCCAAACCUGGAUUUGAGGAUCAAGCCAAUGGAGGAGGGUUCUGUUCUAGUGCUGAGGACCAGGCUGUUGGAGGGUCCAAUCCAGGGCCUGCAAACCAGUCCAGUGGUGGGUCCAGGCCUGGCACUGGGAGUCAGGCCAGUGGAAGGUCCUGGGCUGGGGCUGGGGGUCAGGCUGAUAGUGGUUCCAAACCUGGAUUUGAGGACCCAGCAGGUAGAGAAGGCUCCCAGCCUGGCACUGGGGAUCAGGCUAGUGGAAAAUCUUGGGCUGGGUCUAGGCCUGGUAAUGAAGCCAGUAGAGGGUCCAGGCUGGGGCCCAAGGACCAGGCAAGUGGAGGGCCCUGGGCUACGGCUGGUGACCAGGCCAGUGGAAGACCCCAGAUCAGUGCUGAGAUGGAGGCCAGUGAAAGAUCCUGGUUUGGGACUGGGGGUGAGACUAGUACAGGGUGCUGCUUCAGGAGAGGGGAAGAGGCUGGUAUUGUAUCCAAACCCGGAGGUAAAAAUGAGGCCAGUAUUGAAUCCAGAUCAGGGGCUAAAGAGGAGGCCGCCAUUAGUUCCAGAUCUGGGGCUGAAGAUAAGGCCAAUAUUGGGUCCUGGAUCAGAUCUGAAGAGGCAGACUGUAUGGAUUCCUGUAUGGGGGCUGAGGCUGGGGCUGGGGCAGAGGUCAGGAAGGAGUCUUGGCUUUGGGAUGGAGAUGCAGCCACUACAGGGUCUAGGCUUGGGGCUGAGGAAGAGGUUUGCAUGGGGUCAUGGACCUGGGCUGAGGAUGUAGAUGAGGAUGAGCUAAGUAGAGCAUCUAGCCCUGAUAUUGAGGAGAUCAGUUUAAGGUCCUUGUUUUGGGCCGACAGUGAGAAGAGUAAUGAGUUCAGAUCCGAGAGGGAGAGAAAUGUCAAUUUUGAGUGUGGAGCUGGAGAUAAGGCCAGCGCCAAGGAUAACUUUGAGGCACCAACUGCCGGUGGAGUUGAUGAAAGGUCUUGGUUCUGGGAUGGUAAUGAAAACACAAGUGAGGACAAAUCUGCACCUAAGACUAAAGCCAAAAAGUCAGCUGAGUCAAGAGGCACAUAUCCAUCCAUGGUCCCUGGGGCAGGAAUGGGGUCAUGGGCAGGAGCCAUGAUCUGGACGGAAAUGAAAUUUCCAUACCAAAAUAAGUCCUGCUUCCCACCUGAAGAUGAGCUAAGAAAGCAGAUCAGGGAUGAGGAGAAAACUCAGCCCUGGACCUGUCGCUGUAAACGUGAAGCUAAUAUGGAUCCACGAGAGCUUGAAAAACUCAUUUGCAUGAUUGAGAUGACUGAAGAUCCUUCUAUUCAUGAAAUAGCCAAUAAUGCCCUUUAUAACAGUCCCGAUUAUCCGUUUUCCCAUGAAGUCAUUCGAAAUGCAGGUAGAAUCUCAAUUAUUGAAAGUUUGCUCAAUAAUCCCUAUCCCAGUGUUAGGCAGAAGGCUUUAAAUGCACUGAAUAACAUCUCAGUGGCUGCUGAAAAUCAUAGGAAGGUGAAAACAUACUUAAACCAAGUAUGUGAAGACACAGUCACCUAUCCCUUGAAUUCAAAUGUCCAGCUAGCUGGACUAAGACUGAUAAAGCACUUGACUAUUAUUAGUGAAUAUCAGCAUAUGGUUACAAAUUAUAUUUCAGAAUUUCUUCGUUUGUUAACUGUGGGAAGUGGAGAAACAAAAGACCAUAUUUUGGGAAUGCUUUUGAAUUUCUCUAAAAAUCCAUCUAUGACAAAAGACUUACUCAUUGCCAAUGCACCAGCGUCACUGAUUAAUAUCUUUAGCAAGAAAGAGACAAAAGAGAAUAUUCUUAAUGCUCUUUCACUAUUUGAAAAUAUAAAUUAUCAUUUUAAAAGAAGGGCAAAAGUGUUUACGCAGGACAAGUUCAGUAAAAAUUCUCUUUAUUUCAUAUUCCAACGACCUAAAGCAUGUGCCAAGAAACUCCGAGUCUUAGCAGCAGAGUACAGUGACCCUGAGGUGAAAGAAAGAGUUGAGCUAUUAUUAAGUAAACUCUGAUUAGUUGUAUGUUCCCAAACAAAUCUGAGUAAUAUUUUGGUUUUGCAGUCUGGAAGUAAUGCAUAUUGUAAAUUGCAUUACAACUUUGAAACUGAUGUUACUUGUGAUGGUCUGUAGCUGGAUCACUUUAUGAACACCAAAUGUACUGGAAAUACAUGUGUUGAUUAUUACCUUGUCUGGAUUGAGAUAUUUUUAGUAUGCUUCAUGAGCAGAAACGACCUGAUUCUUCAUAAGUAAGGUAAUUUUUGGUCCUUUGUGUGGA